ACUGCAGCAAACCUGCAGCGAGUACCAGGCUCUCCACAGUCCAUACUCGGGCUCUCAUGCAUUCGACGUUGCCAAAAGCUGUAGCAGGUCUGGGCUACUAGGGCGCGUAUUGACUGCGGAGUCUUCUCGUCUCUCUCAGACCCCCCUUUCCCACUUCCCUCCCGGUCAUCGAUAAGUUUCUCCCGCUCCACCAGCCCAUGCUGUGGAUUGUGUUUAGUUGAUGCUCGUGGUCGCAGUCGGCGUGCGAUCAGAAGUCGACGUUUCGCUCCUGGCUCAGAGGGUUGGUAGACGUUUAGUUCAUGAGGGAUUGACGAUAUCCGUGAAGUGAAUGUUGUGCUCCAUUUGGCUUGAGGUAGCUAGUCAACUCGUUAGUCGCGGUUGAAUCAGCAUUGACCCCCACAGACAGGGAUUCAUAUAGUUAGUUCCGUAGAGAGCAACAGACACUGGUACAGUUCUGCAGUGGUUACUUCUCGUUUUUGAGGCACUGCAGGAUGGUUGCGAGGAUGGAGGUGAGGAAAAUGAGGAAGGUUAGGAAGUACGACUUCCCGAUAGUGGGGGAGUGCAGCUCAGGGGAGCAUCGGAAGAGUGAGACUGUCAUUGCGGACUUGGAGGGGGCACUUAUGAGAGCAAGAUCAUCUUUCCCCUACUUCUUCCUGAUCGCGUUUGAAGCGGGUGGGUAUUUCCGGUCGCUGAUGCUUCUCCUCAUGGUGCCUAUGAUUUUGUUUCUCUACAACUUUGUAAGCGAGGCGUCGGGAAUUCACCUUAUGAUUUUCCUUACAUAUGCGGGGCUGAAGGUUAAGGACAUUGAGGGCGUGUCACGCGCCGUGCUCAUCAAGUUCUAUGCCGACGACCUCCACUCCGAGACAUGGCGAGUGUUCUCCAGCUUCGGCAAACGGGUGGUGCUGACAGCGAGCCCGCGCAUUAUGGUGGAGCCUUUCUUGAAAGAACUGCUUGGCGUGGAUGAGGUAAUAGGGACGGAAAUUGAGGUGAACAAGUGGGGUCGCGCCACAGGCUUCCUGAAGAAGCCCGGUGUGCUGGUCGGAGCUAAGAAAGCUGAGGCCUUGAAGCGAUGGAGCAUGGGAGGAGAGCGCACCCAUGUAGGACUUGGAGACCAGGUUACUGGAUACCCAUUCAUGGCUUUCUGCAAGGAGGGGUAUGCCGUCCCUCGAACGAAAGUUGAAGCUGUCAGAAAACAAGACCUACCAAAGCAGCUCAUCUUUCACGACGGUCGGCUGGUUCAACGCCCAACGCCUCUCAAUGCUCUUAUUGUUCUCACAUGGAUGCCCCUGGGCUUCCUCCUCUCGAUCUUUCGAGUCACGAGCGGCGUGUGGCUACCAUUAAAAUAUAUCCCCGUUUUGUACAAACUAACCGGUGUCAAGCUAAUCAUCAAGGGCAAAGUUCCCCAAGCUCCCAAGAACGGGGAAUCGGGCAUCCUCUAUGCCUGCAAUCACCGCACUCUCCUUGACCCAGUGACCGUCGCCAUUGCUUUGGGCCGACCCGUUCCCGCAGUGACCUACUCCAUAUCCUGGAUAUCGGAGGUACUAUCUCCCAUGCCAACCAUUGCCCUGUGCCGUGACCGGGAGAAAGACUCCGAAAACAUGCGCAACGUCCUCAAGCAGGGUGAGUUAACCCUCUGUCCUGAAGGCACAACCUGCAGGGAGCCAUUCCUGCUACGAUUCUCGGCUCUUUUCGCCGAGCUGAGUGACCGGAUCGUACCGGUCGCAGUCCGCACCCAGAUGAACAUGUUCCAUGGCACCACUGCUCGCGGCAAUAAGGCCAUGGACCCCUUCUUCUGCCACAUGAACCCGCGGCCAACUUUCGAGAUCCACUUUCUGAAUGAAAUUCCGCGAGAGAUCUCUUGCUCUGCAGGCAAAUCUUCCUUUGAAGUCGCAAAUUAUAUCCAACGGGUGCUUGCCGGAAGCCUCGGUUAUGAGUGCACACAUCUCACCAGGAAGGAUAAGUACAGGCUGCUAGCAGGGAACGAUGGGAUUGUGCCGGCGAAGGAGACGAAAAAAUUAUGGUGAUUGCGAAGCCGAUCUGAGCAAUUAAUUACGGUUUAGUCAUUUGAUUUGGGAAUGGUUUGGUAUUAUAUCAAUUAAUUCAUGUUAGAUGAUGGAUGUGUAGAUGAGGGGUUAACCCCCUGAGCAUUCACGCUAGAUGCCACAAGUCAAUAAUAUUAGGAUUUGUAGUGUUGGAGUACAUAGCUGCUGGAGCUCAAACUGGUUCAAUUAGGAAUGGUACUCUGAUCUAGUACAUUUGUAGGAGAGAGGAAGUAAUAACGUUGGGCGACUGCAGGAUAACCUAGAGACUGGCGCUGAAUGUCGCCAGGAUUGUCGGCUGCUGAAUUGCUUUGUAUACUAUAGCGUCUGAAUUAGCGAUUUGAGUUUUCCCUUUUGGGCCUCCAAUUA
Molecule: messenger RNA, 2408 nt
Organism: Physcomitrium patens
Lineage: Eukaryota; Viridiplantae; Streptophyta; Bryopsida; Funariales; Funariaceae
Product: glycerol-3-phosphate 2-O-acyltransferase 6
Biological process (GO): cutin biosynthetic process
Cellular component (GO): membrane
Molecular function (GO): phosphatase activity; glycerol-3-phosphate 2-O-acyltransferase activity
Source: RefSeq, a predicted model, not a curated record